Podarcis lilfordi (Lilford's wall lizard) is the source of this 18170-nucleotide messenger RNA. The record is from the annotation of a GenBank genome assembly. NCBI's taxonomy places the organism in Eukaryota, Metazoa, Chordata, Lepidosauria, Squamata, Lacertidae.
CCGUCUCUAUGAUCCUCCCGUCUCUAUGGUCAGCCACGGCGUAACAACAGCAACCGGAAAGCGCUUCUUCAACCAGAGCGUCCACCGGCUGGCGAGGGCGCAUGUCCGGAAGCGCUCGAAGGUGACGGGAGCCGUUGGAGAACCGGCUUUCCGCUGCCAUGGCGGGCGAACUGGAGCGCUGGGUGUCCGGGCAGCUUCACUCUCUGCUGGGGCUGAGCGAACGCCAUGUGGUCGCCUUCAUGGUGGGCCUGGCUCACCGGAGCCGAACCCCGGAGGACCUGCUCGCGCGCCUGGAGGAGACGGAGACGCUGCGCGCCGCGGACCCUUCGGCGCGAGCCUUCGCGCAGCAGCUGUGGGAGCGGGUGAGGCCCGGCGGCCGUUGGGCGCGAGGCCGGACUCGGGGGCGGGAAGGGGGGGGGGAUAACGCGUCAGAAACAAAGCGACGCUGGAGUUCUCUGGGGGUGGCGCGCCUUGACUACGAUACUUGGCAUUUGGUGCUUGUGAGCGUCCAGGUAGAGUUACCACCUUUCUACUGGCAAAAGGCGGGGCCGGGCGGUUGGUGGACGAUUUCUCUUUUUUCUUCUGGUGCUGAAGUGACUUCAAAGCCAUCCAUUACAACCUAUGGCAGCCCAACAGGAUGGCCCCUCUGGAAUUUGUCACACAUGCAUGCGCUCACAUGACUUUGUAAAUCCGUCCGUGCUUGGCUACCCAGAGCUUAAAUGCAUGCCCUUCCACACACAUGCAUUUGGAGAGGAUCCCUAACUUAGCAAAAAGGGGGGCGGGAGAGAGAGACCCGAAAUACAGGACAUAGCAUUUCACAUUGAAAUAUGGAACAAUCCUGUGUUAUGCAGAACAGGUGGCAACCCUCUGCCCAUAGCGCUUCCAGGAUGUGGGACUGGCCACCCUUGGAAGACAGCUCAGGAACUUUGCUUGGUCCAAAAUGCGGCAUACAGAUGCAGUGUUUCUCAAACUUGGGUCCCCGUCUGUUGUUGGACUACAGCUCCCAUCAUCCCUGACCACUGGUCCUAGUUAAGAAUGAUGGGAGUUGUAGGCCAACAACAGCUGGGGACCCAAGUCUGAGAAAGAUUUGGGUUUAUGGCUGAGGGCUUCACCUCCAUCGUCCAGCCCGGACCCUGAGGUCCAGCUCCAAGGACCUUCUGGUGGUUCCCUCAUUGCGAAAAGUGAGGAUACAGGGAACCAGGCAGAGAGCCUUUUCAGUAGUGGCGCCUGCCCUGUGGAACAUCCUCCCAUAACAUGUCAAGGAGAUAAACAACUAUUUGACUUUUAGAAGACACCUGAAGGCGGCCUUUUCAGAGAAGUUUUAUUGUGUUUUUAAUAUUUUCUUGGGAGCGUUUUAAUAUUUUGUUGGGAGUGGCUAGAGCAACCCAGUUAGAUGGGCAGCAUAGAAAUAAAAUUGUUUUUAAAAAUUAAAAAAUUAUCCAGUAGCACCUUAGAGACCAGCUAAGUUUGUUCUGGGUAUAAGCUUUCGUGUGCAUGCACACUUCUUCAGAUACCAACAAUAAAAUUGUUUUUGUUCAGAUCUCAUAUGAACCCCUGUGUUGAAAAAGCUGCACUGGUUGCCAGCUUGUUCCCUGGGCCCAAUUCACGAUGCUUCCGUUGGUGCCUACAGCCUUAAAUGACUUGGGAACCGAAAUACCUGAAAGACUGCCUCCUCCCUACAAAACUACUGGUGCCAAGAUCGGCACUUUUGAUAGUUUCUCUGCUUUCAGAAGUUGGGGUGUGGGUGGCUCUGAAGAGGCCAUUCUCUGUGGUGGUCGCUAGGUUGUGGAACUCCCUCUCCACAAAGGUAUAUCUGGUACUUUUCUUAUACAGCUUACACUGAUUGCUGAGGAUGCAUCUCUAACCUUGCUUUUGACACUUGUGGUGUAUAUUUUUAGGACCCACCUUAUUUCUGUAAUUUUGUUCUUAAACUGUUUUUAAUAUUCACCUUGGGGUAAAGGGUGGGUAAUUGUAAAAACAAUCGUCAUCAUCAUCUUGUUAUUUUUACAGUUGAUCAGUAUUAUCCCCAUUUUAUAGAUGUGGAGGGGAAUGAGGCUAAGAGUUGUGCUGAAGGCCACUUAGUGAAUCUCUGACAAAGAUGCACUUGUCUUUCAGCCACUGUGCUAGCUCUCUACACUUUAAAUGCAUGUGGUUGUACAUAAAGUGCAACUAAUGUGAGGAGCAGGUGAGGGAUGGGGAAAUUUGUGGUUAGGAAGCACAUCUGAAGCAUCACCCUGAGAGGAGUUACCCUUUUUGAGGAAUGGUAAUAGGGACUCAAGGGAUGCGGGUUUUGCGUGUGAGGAUGGAAGUGGGUAAAACCUGAGCGCCUAGGACUUGCUGAUCGUCAGGUCGGCGGUUCGAAUCCCCAUGGCGGGGUGCGCUCCCGUUGCUCAGUCCCAGCACCUGCCAACCUAGCAGUUCGAAAGCACCCCCGGGUGCAAGUAGAUAAAUAGGGAUCGCUUACUAGUGGGAAGGUAAACGGCGUUUCUGUGUGCUGCGCUGGCUCGCCAGAUGCAGCUUGUCACGCUGGCCACGUGACCCGGAAGUGUCUUCGGACAGCUCUGGCCCCCGGCCUCUUAAGCGAGAUGGGCGCGCAACUCCAGAGUCGGACACGACUGGCCCGUACGGGCAGGGGUACCUUUACCUUUAUGGAAGUCAUAGUUUCCUUGUUUUCUGUGUCUGAUUUGUUCCCUCACCAAAUUUCCUGGUAGGUUCCGCACCAGGCCCCACGGGAACGUCCAGCUAGGUUGGCGGAACAGGAAGCCUUGGCCUUUCAGCAGAAGAACCGUUCAUACACCCUGCUGGAGGACAGCGAUGAUGAAGAGACUGGCGAGGCAGCUCGGGGCUCCAAGCGUCAGCGCCCUCCGCGAGGCCCUGAGGGCAAGCAGCGGAAGCGGCAUAAACACCUGAGGCAGCGCAAGGAGGAAGAGGAAGACGACAAGGACUCUGAUGAGAAGGGCAGCCGAGAUGAUGGUGGAAAGUGAGUAUCAGUCACUUGCAGAGAGCAAGAUUGGGUGAGGAGCAAAGGAAGCGAUAGUGAUAAUUCUUUUGUCAUUCUUGGUGUAGGAAGUCAGCAGCAUCCCCCACCAUUAAGGAGGAUUCAGAGGAUGAGUGGGACCGGAGUGAGCGAGAGCGACUGCAGGACCUGGAGGAGCGGGAUGCUUUUGCUGAACGUGUCAAACGCAAGGACAAGGAGAAGACACGCAACAUUCUGGAGCGUUCAGACAAGAAGGUGUGGCCUCAGCCUGUGGCCCCUGCUUUUGGCAGCCCUUACUGAUUGCUCUCCCGGGUUUGUGCCCCCCUCUGUCUAACCUGAAUGUCUCACGCUGCCCAUCUGUUUUUUAUUGCUGCCAGGAAUUAUCCACUUGUGGUUGAAAAAAUCUGGCUUAAAAUCUGAUCUUGGUACCUAAUACCUUUAAAACACAAUAGGAUUGUGCAUCUACUCAAGCUUUAAAAGCAUCCACUGCAGAAUUCAGUCUUUUACUAAUCACAACUUUUCUGACCCUUAUGGUAGCAAAAGAAUGCCUCAAAGAGAGUUUGGGUAACAUCUGGUAAAAUGUCAGAAAAGGAGAGGUUCCUGAAUUACGAUUUCAAUGUUCAGUAAUAGGGCAUAAGUACACUGUGUCCUCCUCAUCACUAAGCUCCUUUCCCCAAACAACAAGAGGGAAUGAGUUACACAAAACAGCAAGGUCAUUCAGAGUUACUUAAUUCUGAGCAUUUGCUGAUGUUGCACAUCUCUGUGCAGGUUACCCUAGUGUAGAAUUUUAGCUCUGUAUUCAUAUAUUCUAAAGCAUGGAAGAACCUGUGUAAGAUUGGCACCUAAACAAUGCUGGCAUAUAGGACCCCGUCCUUUUUUACUCAUUUUCCUCACUUCAUUCUUUGCAAGGACUUCUUUUCCAUUUUCUAGUACUAAACCUGCCCCAACUUUCCUUGCAAUUUUGAAAUGUCUGCCUUGCCUACUCCAUGGUUCUUGCCUCAAGGCCAUGUGCUCUAAUAAUUCUUGCUAGUAUUUUCUUUGCCAUUUAUAUACUUCAUGCUGUGUAUAUUUAAUUAUGUAAUUAUUAUAUUUAAUUCUCAGCUUUGAUGCUGAUUUAUUUAAACAAUUUAUAUCAUACUUAACCACAGCUGUCUAUAAAUGGUUUACAAAGAUGCAGUACAAAAAACAAAGAUUAGUUAAAAUUAUAAAAUCAAACUUCAAUUAAAGUGCAUUCUGGCUUCUGCAGUUAGAGAAGGAUAAGAGAAGUCAUGUGUAAAUUAUGGAAUGGGGAAAAGUCAGGGAGGGUAAUGGUUUUCUUGCUGAAAAUGUUCCUAACAAUUCUGUGGACUUGUGGAGGACCAGUCCAUAGUCUUUAAAAAUAUUGCACCAAAAGUGUGGUGAUAGGGACCCUGUUGACAAUCUGCUUUGGUUGAACUAUAUGUUUGUGCCUUUUGUCUUCUGAUCCUGCCAAGUCUAGGCCUAUGAAGAGGCUCAGAAGCGUCUGAAGAUUGCAGAAGAAGAUAAGAAAGUUAUGGUAGGAACUUUAUUUUUACUGUUGGAUGGUGUAGCUUCUGGCUCAUUCAAUUUGUAGCUGUAUUCUACAAUUUGUAGUUAUAUUCUACAAUAUUUUAAUACAUCUUAUUUUUUAACCACUAAUCUUUUUAUUCUUAACUAUCUUUGAUCAGACUAAUAGAAUGAUUUUACCUUUGUUCCCUGAAUGCCACACAAUGUGUGUACUGGGGUAUAAGGGGUAACCGCAGCUUUUCAGAAAAGUACAAAAUUAAUGAUUUGCAACCAUUUUUCCUGUUUGCAUACAUUAGCUUUCAUGGGGCAGUUUGGCUGGUGGGUUUAGCAAGCUACCAACCUAGCAGAAAUACUUUCUCCUAGUGAGAGGCUGGUUUAGAAGCCUAUUUAUUUCACAAAAGCCCAGUUCAUAUUAGGGAUCAUGAAUCAAACUCUCAUAGUCCUUGCUAUUUGACUUACUUGCCUGGCCCCAUAUUUUCCCUUUCUGCCUGACAGGUUCCAGAGCUGCGUAAGAAGUCCCGCCGAGAGUAUUUGGCGAAACGCGAAAAGGACAAGAUAGAAGACUUGGAGGCAGAGAUAGCCGAUGAGGAGUACCUCUUCUCUGAGCUCAACCUAACCGCCCAAGAGCGGCAGGAGCUGGAAUACAAACGUGAAGUUCGCGACUUGGCAAAACGGUACAAGCAAGCUGGAGAACAGGAAAAGUUGGAGAAGAGCAAUCGCUACUAUAUGCCUGAGGAGAGUCGCAGCAAGGUAACUAUCAUGCCGGUAGCAAAAUUGGGAGCCUAGACCCCUAUGAAGAAUGGUUGGUAAAAGGAGCUCUGUGACAGAGUAUGUGUAUAAUGCCAUUAACUCAGGGGUAGGGAACUUUGGGCCCUCCAGAUAUUGUUGAACUGCAACUCCCAUCAGCCUUGACCAUUGCCCAUACUCAUAGAUAUCUCAUAGAGAGUUGGAAGGAACCCUGAGGAUUAUAUAAUCCAACCCCUUGCAAUGCAGCUGUCCUUUAUGGGGAUCGAACCUGCAACCUUGGCGGUUCUCAGCACAUUUGGGGGAUAAAAUCGGUUUGCUGAGAUUUCAGACUAAGGCUCAGCAAUACAUACACUUGUUUGCAAACAAGAUCCCUUUAUUUACUUAUAGUAUGUAGAAUUGCAUGGCCCGGUAGCAAUAGAAGACACCAUAUUUUGCCUGGUCAUAUCUGCCUUCCCUUCUCUUCCUAUAGUGCUGUGAACGUUGACUAUAACAAAUGGAGAGGAGGAGACAGAACACAGCAACAUCUCUCCCCUACCCCAAGAGUAUGCUGUUUGCAUUAGCAGCUUGCAGCAGUUUCAGCUGGAAUGUUUGGGACUCUUAUGCAGGAGAGUCCUCUGAUAAAAUUGGUUACCAUACAGAACUGCUCUGGGGGAAUGUGCUUCUGUAAUUGUGGCAUGCCUAGGAUGGUGCUGCACUUUGUUUUUCUCCUUAGAAAUGAAUGGCAGGCAUUCCUUCAUAUGGGAGAAAGUAAUGAGGAUAAAUCUCUUUGCCAUUAUUGAUCUCAGCCAUUGAGAAUCAAGUCUGUUUUUGGCUGCAUAGCCACACCCUAAGUUCUGUUUCUUGGUCACACAGUAGCCCAAGCGUAGGGAACCUCCAGUCCUAAACCUAAUUUUAUGUGGGUGGCAAGGUGGCACAUAAGCCUUGCCCGCUGCUAGUAUCUGGUCCCCAGUGGAUUACCAUGGCGAGAGAAAAGUUGCUCACCCUUGCACCGCAGAAUGGUAGAUAGUGAAAACUUGCUUCCAUAUACAAGAAGAGUGUCUGAGGGUUUGAUGCUUGUUCAACAUGGCUUAUGUAAACUCAAAUGCGGCAUACUUUUGAAUAAAUGUGCAACAGUUUGGGCUGUGAAUAUACCUCCAAUUCAGUGCUGCCUCACAAGGCUGAGAUACAAGAUGCACAAAGGAAAUUUCCAUACUGAUCUGUUUUUGCCCUGCAGAAGAUACCUGAUCGCUAUGAGGAUCCCCAGACGGAGGAUCACAUGGCCCCGCGAGAUGAGCAGCGGCGCUGGGAGGAGGACCACAUUGGAGCAGCUUCCCUCCGUUUUGGGGCCCGGGAUGCCAGUCAGCGCCAUCCUCACAAAGACUAUGAAUACGUGCUUGAAGAGGAUGAGAUGAUCCAGUUUGUGAACGCCGUGCAGAUGCGGGGCACAAACCAGGGCAAGGUGAGAGUAGGUUGUUGGUUAGGGAAUGGGACACAGGGCGGCUGGGACCAAAAUAGUUAAAUCAUGCAGUGAAGUUGUCUUGAAGAGAAACUGCUGGGUGAAAAGAAAACAAGGCCAUAUUUGACGUGAUUGAAAGGGAGCAAGCAAACUGUGUUACAGAUAAGAAAACAUUUGGGGACAUCAGGAGAUGGAGAAUGCAACAAAUUGCUCCGUAGAAGCUUGAAAGAGAAUUGCAGAUUAAGCACUUAUGCAUAGCUGAUGGUGGGAAAUAGGGUAGUACCAUGAGAUGGAGCAGAGCUUCUUCAUAUUGCUGAAUGUGUGCAAACUAGACAUGAUAGGGGCAUUCACGUGUUUGUUCACUUGUCUUCCCCAUUUCCUAUUCACCCACGAAUCAUCACUGAGACAGAUGAACAACAAAUGUGGCUGCCUCCAGUAUACCUGUUGUUUUGACAGCUUUCCUGAGCAUCUUUAGAAGCAGCUUGUUUGAGCCUUGCUUGUUUGAGCAGGGAUUUGGUGUUAGAUAUGUCAGUAUUUGGGGACGCGGGUGGCGCUGUGGGUUAAACCACAGAGCCUAGGACAUGCCGAUCAGAAGGUCGGCGGUUCGAAUCCCCGCGACGGAGUGAGCUCCUGUUGCUCAGUCCCUGUUCCUGCCCACCUAGCAGUUCGAAAGCACAUCAAAGUGCAAGUAGAUAAAUAGGUACUGCUCUGGCGGGAAGGUAAACAGCGUUUCUGUGUGCUGCUCUGGUUCGUCAGAAGCGGCUUAGUCAUGCUGGCCACAUGACUCGGAAGCUGUAUGCCAGCUCCCUUGGCCAGUAAAGCGAGAUAAGCAUCGCAACCCCAGAGUCGGCCACGACUGGACCUGACGGUCAGGGGUCCCUAUACCUAUACCUAUGUUAGUAUUUAAGCUCAAGUAUGCAUAGACACCUGCAUGCUCAAGUUCUGUUUACAUAGGAUAAGCUACUGGAAGAUAGGAAAAUGCCUUGUACUGUGGCAAUCCAAAUAUCCAUUUAGCCCAGAGUUAUUUCUGGGAUCUUCUGCAUGUAAAGCGUGAUACUCGGCAACUGAACUACCAUGCCUCCUCAGUUCUGCAUGUGGAGCUGGCUUUUCCCAGUGGCAGGAUUUAAGUGUAGAACAACAGGGAUUUCACUCUGUUGCUCUGGGGUAACUAAAUCUCUGUGGUCACUCUGUUUCACUUAGUCCGUGGAGGAGAAUCCAGAGUUGUCCGAAGCUGAGCGCAAGAAGCUUUCCAUCCAGGAGGUGCGCCGCAGCCUGCCCAUCUUCCCUUACCGUGCAGACCUGUUGGCCGCCAUUGCCGAACAUCAGACGCUUAUCAUAGAAGGAGAGACUGGCUCUGGCAAGACCACUCAGAUCCCACAAUACUUGUUUGAAGAGGUAACUUCGCACAGAAAGUGAGGGAUUGUGAAGAUCAAGUAAACCUGCACUUUGGCUAGCUAGAGGAAGUGCUCCCUUUGCACUUGCUGCCUCUUCCUAGUACUGUAGAAGCUUUUCAGCAUCUGAAUGAACAGCCCAGUACAAAUGCAGCCUGUGAGCGUUAAGGGAGGUUUUCUCUCUUCCUACAGGGCUACACACAGAAAGGAAUGAAGAUUGGUUGCACCCAGCCCAGGCGAGUGGCAGCCAUGAGUGUUGCUGCCCGUGUUUCCCAGGAAAUGGGUGUCAAACUUGGAAAUGAGGUAUGUACUUGGAGGUGGGGGGCUGCAGAAGAAAAAUGUAUGUCCUGUUCCCAGUUGUUUCGGCUAGUCAUUUCUGAAUUGAUUUUUACAGUGUCUAGUAGUCCUAACAGCAGCCUACUUAGUCUCAGAUAAAUAUGCUUUGCUGGUGUGACAAUGUUCGUGCGUUAAUAGAUGGGAAGGUCCCAUCCUUCCCUUUUGGAAUAUAUUUGGGUAACUGAGAAGAUAGGUGUUAAAUCAGCCUGGAGUAAACUAGGGUCUCCUUUUUAUGCAUCCUUUGUUUGUCCAUGUCUGUCCUUGAUCUCGUGGUAGUACAACCAGCAGGGCUGGCACUGCUGUCACCCAGAGGUCAGGUAAAGUGUUUCCUUCUUUCUUUCUGAUGGGAAUUUGUAUACAGCUUACCCGUUUUUAGACUAUUGAGCUAAAUUGACUUCCUAGCCAAAUACUGUUCUGUGGGUAAUAAGGAUGGUUUCAUGGAAACCUGUAUCUAAAAUUCAACCUUUCCACAGGUGGGCUAUAGCAUUCGUUUUGAGGACUGCACCUCAGAGCGGACGGUGCUGAAGUACAUGACAGAUGGGAUGCUGCUGAGAGAAUUCCUCACUGAGCCUGACCUGAGCAGCUACAGGUGAGCAACAGCCUACCCCCUAGAAGUCUGUAGAGAGCUCAGUUGGGAGGUGGUGGAGGGCCAGUGUGGUGUAGUGGUUAGGAGCGGUAGUCUCGUAAUCUGGGGAACCGGGUUCGCGUCUCCGCUCCUCCACAUGCAGCUGCUGGGUGACCUUGGGCCAGUCACACUUCUCUGAAGUCUCUCAGCCUCACUCACCUCACAGAGUGUUUGUUGUGGGGGAGGAAGGGAAAGGAGAAUGUUAGCCGCUUUGAGACUCCUUAAAGGGAGUGAAAGGCGGGAUAUCAAAUCCAAACUCUUCUUCUUCUCUAUUGUUUCUGAGGGAUGGUUGAGCUAGAUUAGGUAGAAUGCUCAGGAGAAAACCUUGAUUUGGGGUUAUAUAGAGUUACAAGAUGGGCUAAAUACUAGUAUGUGUUGUAUAGAACAUGGAAUGCAGCUUCAAUACCAGAGCCCCAACUUUGCUUGUAUACAUACAAUAAAAAUGUAAGCAUGUCAUCACACUGCAGUUCACUUGGCCACACACAGGUGGUGCUCAAAACUACAGCAUGUUGAGCGGCAUCUGAGGAAAGCCACAGAGGGUCAGUCAGAACAGGCUGCUGCAGCGCCCCUUCCGGCAGCCACUCUUCUUCUCUAGCUUCUCUGCCUGCUAUUCAUGGAGCUCCUGCCUGCAGGAUCUAUAUACCUUACUCCUCCACAGCCUUCUUGGAGGAAUGCUGCUUCUGCCACCAAUUAGGAUAAAGAGUUGGGCCUGCAGGAGGAACAGCAAGGAAAGAAAAGGCAUUCAGAAGUGGCAGUUAGCUGGCCUAGUAAUCUUCUGAUGUUGCUGAUGAGGCACAGAGAAGUUGGCAGUGGUGGCGGCAGCAGAUUCCUAGGCUGGCUGCUGCUUGUAGCAUCCUUCCUGUUGCUCACCUGCCUGGCCAACUCUUUAUCCUGGUUGGCUGCAGGGGCAUGAGACGGAAAGGGGAAGGUCUAAGACGUUAGUGUAAGAGGGGGUGGGAUAGGCAGAGUUGGUGCGGAAUGGGGGGGGGGGUCGGCAGAGUUAACAAUCAAUGGGAGCAGGUGCACAGCCCCAGUUAUAUAAAUAAAAACCCAAGAGCAGUUUCCUAGUCCUCAAGAUUGUGGAGAGAAACAUAGAAGCAGUUUCUACUAAGAAGGAAAGGAGUAACUGAGAAGGUCUUUUCAGUGGGGAGGCACUGCUUAGUACAGCUGCCAUCCCACGCCGCUCAUGUUCUUUGUAAUAAAUGGUCCAUAGCUUUUAAAUGACAACUGGUAGUUCAGCAGCACGGCCUCCCUAAUUUCUUCCCUAGUGUCGUCAUCAUAGAUGAGGCUCACGAGCGCACGCUGCACACAGACAUCCUGUUUGGGCUGAUCAAGGACAUUGCUCGCUUCCGGCCUGAGCUGAAGGUGCUGAUUGCCAGCGCCACCCUGGAUACGGAGCGCUUUUCCACCUUCUUUGACGAUGCUCCCAUCUUCCGCAUUCCUGGGCGCCGCUUCCCUGUUGACAUCUUCUACACCAAGGUCAGCAAGCAGAAAGGACUGUUGUGGGUUGUGUGUGUGAACAUCGCUAAGGAAACACAGCUGCACUGAUGAGCAGAACCAGUGCUCAUGACAAUAGUAUACCAAAGGAGCUAAACACAGUGCUAUUACUUUUUAAAAAAGCAAGAUUCCCAGAACUGAAUCUGGGCCAGAUUCAACCAAUGGAUCCUGCUAGCAGAAGUCCACAGAAGGAUUUUCAAUAGGGCUUUUGCCCCCUAUCCCUUGCAUUGGCGCUGAGUGGGGUCAGGAGAGCCCCCAGAAAAGCAGGGGGAGGGAAGAUAGUGAGGACUUUGGUUAAAAGAUAAACUGUGAAUGACAUUGCGUUUAAUGGAGAGAGAGGAAUAUCAGCAAGUCUUGGUGUUAGAAUAAGCGGAAGACAGGUGCUGGAAGCAGCAGUGAAAUUAGGUUCCCCAAAAGAGAGAUCGAGUGGUACAAGUUGUAACAGAAGCCACUGAGAGGCAGAGUUGGGCUUUGCUUAUAUGGGUCAGUAGGAGAUAGUGAUUUCUCUCUACCUUCCAUCCUCUAGGCUCCAGAAGCUGAUUACCUGGAAGCCUGUGUGGUAUCAGUACUGCAGAUCCAUGUUACACAGCCUCGAGGGGACAUCCUUGUAUUCCUCACUGGCCAGGUAUGUCUGUGUUUGUUUCAGUGCCCACUUGGUCCUUGGACGGAGAGGGGGGAGACAUGCAACAGCAUCCAACUCCCAUUAUUUGUUGACAGGAAGAAAUCGAAGCAUGCUGUGAGAUGUUGCAAGAUCGAUGCCGUCGUCUGGGUUCCAAGAUUGCAGAACUUCUGGUCCUCCCCAUUUAUGCUAACCUGCCCUCUGACAUGCAGGCCAAGAUCUUUGAGCCAACCCCACCAGGGGCCAGGAAGGUAGGAGCAUGGAGUAGAGAAGGAAAGGGGAGCGAAGCUUUGGCUGUUUGCAGUGGAGCUUUAUGUCUCUUUACCCACUCUGGAGGAAAGGAGCACUGGCAGGUUUGGGCUAUAGAGCUAGUGGUGAUUUUAGGAACUGGUUUUGUGUUUCAGGGGAUGGAGUUUCAAGCUGUUUAGUGUCCUGGGGUUGUGGCUUUGAAGGGGAUUGUGCAAGGACCAGUUUUGAGUUCACAGUCUGGAGUCAGACUGUUGGCUCAACUAUCCUGCCAUUGUUUACUCUGGCUGACACAGGUCCUUCCCAGCCCUUUUGCCUGAAAUCCUUUUUAAAUGAAGAAGCCAGGUCUAAACCUUCAUCAAACAUGGGCUCUUACCACUGAGUUAUGUCCCUUCCUCUCAUAGUGUGCUUUUAGGCUAUGACAGAAGCAGGUGACCUGACCAGUUAGCUUAUGUAUCUCUUCCCUUCUCCAGGUUGUCGUAGCCACCAACAUUGCGGAGACAUCUCUGACCAUAGACGGCAUCAUAUAUGUGAUUGACCCUGGUUUUUGCAAGCAGAAGAGCUACAACGCUCGCACAGGCAUGGAGUCGCUCAUUGUCACUCCGUGCUCUCGGGUACCGGGCUUCUCUACUUCUAUUCAUCACACUCCUAAGCUUAGUCUUUGGGUUAACCUGCAAUUUUUAUUCAGUCCAUUUCCUCUCUCAGGGAGAACAGUCUAGCUACCAAAUAAAAUACCAGGCAGAGGGUGUAAACUGUACGAAUGGGUUAUGCAGCAUAAAUUAGAGAUGUACAAGAAGUGACUCUGUUAAGCCACAAGUUUGAAUCUGUUUUUUCUGUCUCAAAAUCCCUAUACGGUAGCAUCUACAUAGCCACAAAUGGCUUAUGUGCUGGUUACCAGUACAUUACAGGGAGUCUGGGACUGGUGGCUAGGAAGUGAGUAUUGGGUACGGUGUAACUUUUAAGGGACAGAGAAGUGAAAGUUGAUAAGGUGAUAGCUAGAUAUCAAAGCAAAAAUGGAUUAUUGUUGGUCACUCUCAUCAUAAAGAUGUUGAGACCACUUUUGUAAAAGUAAAUCAGAACAUCUUGUGCAAUGGUUUGCUAGGAAAAUUUAGAUUCCCAACUGUAAACACAAGUUUCCACUUCCCAUGAAAUUAUUGAAACUUACAUACGUUUGUGGGGUUUUUAUGGUGUGCCUGCAUCUGGUUUCUGAGGCUGCCUUGAGCACUGCAUACAUUUCAGGUGUGCCUUUUCCACAGUCAUAAGGACUAUAGAUAUGCCCAUAUACUCAGUGAAGCCAGGCAUUCUGUAUGUGCCGUGCUAGACAGCAACAUGGAAUUCUAGACCACCUUAAUCAGGAACAUGUUCAUUUCACUGAGGUGCUGUUAGUCUUGUAAUAACCCUAAUAAGUUGUCCUUGGGAUCUGGUGGGAUCGGUUGCCAGUUGUCACCCCCCACAUCCUCACAGACACAAUGCUUCAUCAUCUCCUUCCCUCUUUCCCUCAGGCUUCUGCCAACCAGCGAGCAGGACGGGCUGGCCGUGUUGCUGCAGGGAAGUGCUUCCGUCUCUACACAGCCUGGGCCUACAAGAAUGAGAUGGAGGAGACAACAGUGCCAGAAAUUCAAAGGACCAACCUGGGCAAUGUGGUGCUGCUGCUCAAAAGCCUGGGUGCGUGGCUGGUCAGUCUAGGAUGAGAAUGAUGUACAGGAGUUGCUCAACUUUCCCUAAAACACCUCCUUAUUAAGGCUGGAUGAGAACAAGAGUUUGAGUGUUUUUAAGCCCAUCGUUUCCUAGGGUCCUAUUUUCCUUUUUAGAAAGAUGGGAGGGGUGCAUUUCCUGGUGGCAGAAAUACUUUGAAGUUUUGCAGGGUGUUUCUAAGUCUAGCUUUCCUCCAUUUCUCCCUUUAGGCAUCAACGACCUGAUCCACUUUGACUUCAUGGACCCACCGCCCCAUGAAACUCUAGUAUUAGCACUGGAGCAACUCUAUGCCCUGGGAGCCCUCAACCAUCUUGGCGAGCUCACCAAGGUAAUUGUUUCAUAGGCUCAAGGACGUGCUCUGCUUCCUGGGCUGAAAGUGAGCUGUAUUUUCCAGCUGGCUUCAUUUGAAAAAGAGCUGGAAGCAGGAAAGGAGGCCGGAGCUUCAAGCACACUGACAUCUUCUGCUUGCUCCCCAGUUCAGGGCUUCGUGGGUACAGAUGGUUUUCACAGCAUUGUUAUGGAUGAUGUAAAAUACUUGCCAUUUUUCACCUGAAAGAUGGUGGGGUGUUGCCCUGUGGUAGAGCUCUGUUGAGCAACUACAAUGCUAGAUUUAGGAGCCUAUGCUCAGGUUGCUCCUGAGACAGAAAGCUAGCUGGUGGCCUUGGGCCUUGCACUAUUUCUCAGCCUAACCUAGGCUCACGCUAUUAUUAUGAUGAAAGAGGAGGGGGACAUGAAUGCUCCCCUAAGCUCAUUAGAAGGAUAUAAAAAAUGUAAGAUAUAAUAAAUGUCUUCCAUGGGUUCAACAUGUACCCUUCUACUAUGAUCUUGACGAAACUCAAAAGCUAGGCAGUGUUAGGAAAAGUGGUGAAACUGUUCUCAAGAAAAGGUUUCAAAUGGUUCGGGUUAAACUGCACUUUUUAUUUAUCUGUGCAAUAGCCCACUGCAUCCCAGUGACUCCAGGUAGGCACCAAUAUGAAAACAGGAAACCCCCAGUUAGGACAGUUAACCUGAAAGGGUGUGUUUCUGGGACAGGAUUUGGGAUUUCCUCUGCAGGAGGAGUUUGCCUCCUUCCUUCCUUCCUUCCUUCCUGUCAGCAUAUGUGAUCAGUUGCAUCCAUGCACAAACUAAGUGUCAGGAUACAGCUGCACCCCCCCUCUGCUCUUAAAAGGAAGACUAAUGCAUUGUGGAGUUGAAGUCGACAUUUGUGCAUUUGUACAGCAAAGUUUGUCCUUCUUGUGUUCUGUAUUUAGCUGGGCCGGAAGAUGGCAGAGCUGCCUGUGGAUCCCAUGCUGUCCAAGAUGAUCCUGGCUUCAGAACAGUGAGUCCUUCUCUGCCUUCCUCUGUCUCUUUUCAGCCAAUUAAUUGCGUGCUUAGCAUUCUGUUCCAGUAACCACAAGUGAAGCUUGUGAUCCCUCUUAUCUCUCUUAGUUCCUAGUUCCUCUUAGUUCCGCCUACUUAUUGCUAUUUCCCCAGCAAAUUCCAAAGCUCUCAAAAACCUGAACGAGCUCUAUUAGAAUCAACUGUUUCUAGAGAGGGAGCCAUGUUAGGCUGUUGAGCAAAAAUAACCAUCUUACGGAAUCGUAAAAACAAAGACAUUUAUAGAUCUGCUUUUGUGUGUGCCUGUUGCUGUCAUCAUUGGCAAUCUAUUCCUUUCUUCUUUGUUGUGACUUGUGAUCGAGAGUUGAUUUCUUUUUUCACAGAGAAUAUAAGUGACCCACUAAGUAAUAAACCAUUCUACUCAGGGUAGUAAAACAUUUGUUUUGUUUUGCUUUUAAAUGGCAGGUGGCUAAAAGUAGAUUUUAUCUUGGUUGCAUUUUAAGUAUUGUAGAUUUUUUAUUUUUUUUUAUCUAGUUAAAAUUAAUCCAAGCACGUGGAACAAACACUUGGAUAAUAUUAAAUUCAUUUGUAAAUUAACCUGUUUUGAGUAGUUAGGUUUGUUUAGGAAACCUUGGAAGUACCAGAUUUAAAAUCAGUCCAGCUGCCCUUCAAUUUUUCAGAUUGAAUUGCUUCUUGCUUCUGGUUGUCUUAUUCCCCAACUUUCUGAAAUUACCUUCUGGUUGGCUUUCUAUCGUAAGGCUGUUGCUCUGGAUUGAGGCUGGCUUUGUUUCUGCCAUGCCGAGAUCUAAUGCUGUCGUGUUCCUCUGCUGGCAUUCUCCAGGUACAAGUGCUCAGAGCAGAUCCUUACCAUCGCUGCUAUGCUUUCAGUCAACAAUGCCAUUUUUUACCGGCCCAAGGACAAAGUGGUCCAUGCUGAUAAUGCCCGCAUGAACUUCUUCCUGCCUGGUGGGGACCACCUGGUUCUUCUCAAUGUUUAUAAUCAGGUAAGGAAGAACUUCUAGGAACAUAGGAAGCUGCCUUAUACAGUCAAACUAUUGGCCAUCUAGCUAAGCACCAUUUAGAGUGACUGACAGUGAUCUUUCAGAGAGGGACGUUCCCAUCCUUAUCAGGAAAUACCUGGACUGAACCUUAGACCUUCUUCAUGGAAAGGAGGUGUUCUACCCAGAGCUAUGAACCUUUGCUUAUGCUGUGCAUAUGGAGUCAGGAAGGAGAGGGGCCUUUUGUUAAUCUGUUUCAAUUGAGUAUCAGGCUAGCUCAGGAAGAGAGUUGGCACAGUGGAUGUGGAUGACUUUCACGUGCUUGAUUUGAGCAGAAUGCUGUUUAUAGUAGUGGUCUGCACCAUGUUGCUAAGGAGUGUGAUUACGUCUCCACUGCUAAAGCUCCUUAGAGCAGAUUAAAUAGAUAUUUGGUUGGUGAAUUUCAAUCCUUCGGGUAGGAGGAUUGAUUAGAUCGCCCCUUGAGAACCCUAAGAGACUGGCAUCCAAGUACAUCUAGUAGCAAGAGAUUAAGUGCAUAGCCUUUCUGAUUAAGAGUGUAUUUAGGCAGGAAUCCUGUUUUAGGGGUUGAGGGUCUAGUCACCUCUGACUAGGAAAGGCUCAUUGGCUGUUAGGGCGAGAACUUAGGUACAAUAUUCCCUUGAGAGGCACUAGUUCUGUGGUUGUAGUUGGGUCGGUGGGUGGAUGGAAGCCCAAAAAGCGGCUUUAUAUCUCUCCUUUCCUCCUCAGUGGGUGGAGUGUGGUUACUCCAUGCAGUGGUGCUAUGAGAACUUCAUCCAGUUCCGCUCCAUGAGACGAGCCCGGGACGUGCGAGAACAGCUGGAAGGGUUGAUGGAGCGCAUUGAAGUGGACAUCACUUCCAGCGAGGGAGACUACAUCCCAGUCCGCAAGGUACAGGCUCUCCCCGGCUUCCAUUACUUCCUCCAGGGCUGCUUGUAAAUGUGGUGGUUGCCACAGACAUGCCAGUGUUCUGCAGAUCUAGAGAUGGAGGGUGGGGGGAACCCACCAUAGAUUUGGGAGGCAAGGGAGAAGCUCUGUCGUACUUGGGAAAGUAGUUCCAUGCAUGCCGUAAUUUAGUUGGAUGCAACCCUGUGUGGGGAAUAGCCCCGUGUUUCAACUUGACUUUGUUAAAUUUCUAUGCAUGAAAUUGUGUUGCUAAAUGUGUAUUACAUAAUGCAGAAUGAAAGUGCACUGGAAACACAACCUACAACACGUUGUAGUAAUUUUUCAGAUCAAAGACUCUACCUACCAGUCCUAAAUAUAUCAUGCAACACUGAGCAUUUUUGAUCACUUGAAAUGCCAGGGAGUGCAAUAAGUAGAUGGCUGUGUCAAGCGGAGCAAGCUGGGUCCCCCCCCCUUAUGUUUUCAGGUCUUUUUCAUUCUUCCUCUUGUUCUUCCGCAGGCCAUCACCGCUGGCUUCUUUUAUCACACGGCCCGCCUGACCCGCAGUGGCUACAAGAGUGUCAAGCACCAGCAAACAGUGUUUGUCCACCCCAACAGUUCCCUCUUUGAAGAACAACCACGCUGGCUCAUCUAUCAUGAGCUGGUCUUCACUACUAAAGAAUUCAUGAGACAGGUAAAAAGACUGUAAUCCAUGCUGGGACUUCUGGGGAGAACUUUUGAGAUUGUAACUCGAGCUAAGCCCUAAAAGAGACAGAUGACCGGUAAUUUUAGAAGAAAUCAGUAUAACGUGGGUAGCAUUUGCAAAUCCAGCCUUGGUAACUGAUAUAGGAAGAGCUUGAUGGGGGUCUUGUGAUGGAAGUAGUCUGUCUUUCCACUGUACUACCCUCCCAGUGAACAUAUAUUUGGAAUGGAAAAGGUCCCAGGUUCAGUCCGUGACACGUCUAAUUAAAAGGACCACAGGUAGUAGUGAUCUCUGCAGGAGAGCAGCUGCUAGUCAGAGUAAAUAAUUGUAAGUUAGACCAAAGGGCUUCAUGGGUUUAGAAACAUACUUGUAUUUUAUUGUGCUCACUCUAGCAGGGUCUAUGGAACGCUUUGGUUUUCCCCAAAGAAGAAAAUGAUCAGUGUGCCAGUUGACAGUGAGUGGGGCCAACAAUGAAAUAUUCUCUGUACCUUGCAGGUCAUAGAGAUUGACAGUACGUGGCUGUUGGAGGUGGCCCCACAUUACUACAAAGCCAAAGAAUUGGAGGAUGCGUCCAACAAGAAGCUACCCAAGAAAGUGGGGAAGACCCGGGAGGAGCUGGGAUAGGCUUCUUCUCAGUUAUCAGCUUCUCCCCACCAACCCUGGGACACUUAUUUGUACAGCUGUAUAGUUUUGAUGUCAUUUCAAGGCACUGAAUAAAAUCUUUUUUCUACAAACACUCAUGAGUAAUUGCUUCCCUUCUCUUUCUUGGUAAGAGGAGGAAAGUCUCUUUGGAACUCAUACAGCUGUCUUGGACUGCAGUGUAGCUAUGGCUAUUUAAGCUACUAUAGUUUGUCACUUGUGUUGGCUAUAUUCAUGCUAUGCAAGCAUUUGCACAUUUUGCAGUGGAGUCAAUUAAUUCAUCUAGGUCUAAUACAGAAUGCUAUACAGUGGUGCCUCACAAGACGAAAUUAAUCCGUUCCGCGAGAGUCUUCGUCUAGCGGUUUUUUCGUCUUGCGAAGCAACCCUAUUAGCGGCUUAACGGAUUAGCACUAUUAGCGGUUUAGCGGCUAUUAAAGGCUUAAAGGCUUAGCGGAUUAGCUGCUAAAAGGCUAUUAAAGGCUAUUAAAGGCUUAGCAGAUUAGAUAAAGGGGCGAAAAGCG